Molecule: messenger RNA, 1704 nt
Organism: Schizophyllum commune H4-8
Lineage: Eukaryota; Fungi; Basidiomycota; Agaricomycetes; Agaricales; Schizophyllaceae
Product: glycoside hydrolase family 5 protein
Exons: 9
Coding region: 1-1704 (567 amino acids)
Biological process (GO): glucan catabolic process
Cellular component (GO): extracellular region; cell surface
Molecular function (GO): beta-glucosidase activity
Source: RefSeq, a predicted model, not a curated record
AUGGUUGUCAUGGAAGACGGGACCAAAUUCCGCUACAAUAACACAUUCGGCGGUUUCUGGGUUUACGAUCCCGAGGACCCUUUCAACGACAAUGCGCAGCCCAACUCCUACACCCCGCCCCUCAAUGAAACGUGGGACUUUGGCAAGGACAAGAUAUACGGCGUCAACCUGGGCGGCCUUUUCGUUAUCGAGCCAUUCAUUACACCGUCUUUCUUUCAGCAAUACCCCGACGCGAAAGAUGAGUGGGACUUGAGCCUGGCUAUGUCUAACGACACGGCCAACGGUGGGCUGGACCAGCUGGAGAAGCACUACGAUACGUUCAUUACAGAGCAGGAUAUUGCAGAGAUUGCGGGCGCCGGUCUGAACUGGCUUCGUAUCCCAAUCGCAUUCUGGGCAAUCGAGACCUGGGAGGGUGAGCCUUUCUUGGCGAAGACAUCUUGGACGUACCUCUUGCGCGUGCUCAAGUGGGCACGUAAGUACGGUCUUCGUGUCUGCUUGGACUUGCACGCCGUUCCAGGCUCUCAGAAUGGUUAUAACCACUCUGGAAGGCUUUCCCCUGUCAACCUUCUCAACGGCAAUAUGGGCCUCGCCAACGCACAGCGCACGCUCUACUACAUCCGCGUCCUCACCGAGUUCAUCUCUCAGCCUGAGUACCGUAAUCUCAUCCCCAUCUUUGGGAUCGUCAACGAAGCGCUCGUCGGCGAGAUAGGCAUGGACGCCAUCACGAGCUUCUACCUGGAGGCGCACAAUAUGAUCCGCGAGAUUACUGGCUAUGGCGAGGGGAAUGGACCUUACAUUGCCAUCCAUGACGGCUUCCAGCCGAUCACCGUAUGGGAGAACUUCCUGGCUGGGUCGGACCGUAUCAUCCUCGACCAGCAUCCCUACUUCUCCUUCGGUGCUGUCGACGAGAGCCCCAUCGACGUCAACGGCGAGGACGGUCUGCCUGGUGGAAAGUGGCCAAAGCAAGCUUGCGAUGCGUGGGCGGCUGGUACGGAUACGAGCCAGAGAAACUUCGGUGUCACCAUCUCCGGCGAAAUGGCCGCGUCGCCUAAUGACUGCGGCCUUUUCCUUCGUGGCGCCGGCUCGAAUUCGACGAAUUCGCAGUGCCCGUAUUAUGACGACUGGCAGAACUACAAUGACACGAUGAAGGAGGGUAUACAGAACUUUGCGCUCGCCAGCUUUGACGCGCUACAGAACUGGUUCUUCUGGACGUGGAAGAUCGGCCCUUCCGCCGAGUCCGGUGAGGUAGAGACUCCUCUGUGGUCCUACCAGCUCGGGUAUCGCAACGGUUGGCUCCCCUCCGACCCGCGUUCCUACGUAGGAAAGUGCGCCGCGCUCGGGAGCGCCCAACAACCAUUCGACGGCACCUACUCCGCGUGGCAAACCGGCGGCGAGACAUCCACCAUCGUCGCGUCCUCCACAUCGCGAUACACGUGGCCACCAGCGAGCAUCUCGGGCGCGGACGUCGAUGUCAGCCUGCUGCCUACAUACACCGCGACCGGGAGCGUAGUCACCUUGCCGCCUGCUACGUUCACGGAUGCGCCGAGCUCGGUGACGUCGUCGGUCGAUGGGUGGUAUGAUGACCAGGACACGGCUGCCGGCAUUACCACUGUGUCUGGCUGCCCGUACCCGGACGAGUAUAAUGGGAUUUUCUCCACCACACCUACGGCGCCUUGCACGGGGCCGACUGCCGGAAGACUAUAA